AUGGCGUUCUUGUUUGGCCGCAGCAAAGCCAGGUCUAACCAGGAGUUGACCCGGUCGACCAAAGAUCUAAUAUUGAAGCUAAUCGCUGAGGACAAGCCUUCACAAAAGAUCGAGGAAGAAGUGGCACGGAAUCUUGGCCAGAUGAAGGUCAUACUUCAAGGCACGCCCGAACUCGACGUCAGCCCCGACCAGGUAUUUCAGCUGGUAAAUCUUCUCGUUACUGAAGACCUUCUACGAGUUCUCGCCGAGAACAUUCACCGUCUACCCUUCGAGUCGCGCAAAGAUACACAAACCAUCAUCUCCAACGUUCUGCGAUACAAGCAACCGGGCGAAGACCAACCGAUUGCCCUACAAUACAUUAUCACUACCCGUCCCGAGGUCAUUAUCGCACUUUGCAAUGGCUACGAUCGUCGCGAGAGCGCUAUGCCCUGUGGAGGAAUAUUGAAAGAGGCCUUGAAACAUGAUGCCGUUACAGCUCUGAUCCUCUACGACGAACCAAGCCUACACGGUCAACCUCUGGACCUUGGUAGCAUUGACACAGAUCAACCCGCUUCUGGUCAAGGUGUGUUCUGGAAAUUCUUUGAUUGGAUCGACAAGAGUUUGUUCGAGGUCAGCACUGAUGCCUUUGAUACUUUCCGCCAAAUUCUUGUGAGGCACAAGCCUAUGGUCGCCAAGUAUAUCGACACCAAUUUCGACCUCUUCUUUGACAGAUACAACAACAUCCUCAUCAAAUCAGAGAGUUAUGUCACCAAGCGCCAAUCGAUCAAAUUGCUCGGUGAGGUUCUGUUGGACCGCCAAUUCUACGAGAUCAUGACCCGCUACGUCGAGUCUGGUGACAACCUCAAGCUUAUAAUGUGGCAGCUUAAGGACGAUCGCAAGAUGGUACAGUAUGAGGCUUUCCACGUUUUCAAAAUCUUCGCUGCGAACCCCAACAAAUCACCCGACGUCAAGCGACUUCUGACCAUGAACCGUCAACGUCUAUUGGAUUUCUUGCCUAACUUCCUGGCCGACCGCACAGAGGAUGACCAGUUCUCGGACGAGAAGAGCUAUCUUAUCAAGCAGAUUAAGCUGUUGCCUCAAACACCUCAGCAACCUAGAACUGCAAGUCAGGAAUCAUCGAAAUAG
Messenger RNA from Aureobasidium melanogenum CBS 110374, 1125 nucleotides. Its product is annotated as Mo25-like protein. NCBI's taxonomy places the organism in Eukaryota, Fungi, Ascomycota, Dothideomycetes, Dothideales, Saccotheciaceae. The record is from RefSeq and is a predicted model, not a curated record. The transcript has 4 exons. Gene Ontology annotation, biological process: intracellular signal transduction. Gene Ontology annotation, molecular function: protein serine/threonine kinase activator activity. Bases 1 to 1125 code for a protein of 374 amino acids.